CUCUAGUUUUGUUUUCCUCCAGCUGCGCUCCAUUUUCCGGGCUGCUCUCUUUAGGGUGCGAGUGUGCUCAUUACACCACGGUGUCAGACUGUUUUCCUUAACCUUCCUUAAGCGAUGGAAAUCAUAAAGAAAUGUUGCUGAUUUUUCUUUAAGCCAGUUUUAUCUCAUUUUCUUGUCAUGUUCACAGAAUCUGAUCCAAUCAACAUUUUGUGUUUGACGUCAUGAGCUCAAAGUCUCCACAUACAGUAAUGACCAUCACUCUCAAUACCAGUUUCUCAUUUUCAUAAUCCCAUCAUCCAUCCUGUAAGGUGGUUCAACCCAAGUGUCUGGACGAAUGGCUAGUCCAUCUCACAGACAUUCAGAUUCAAAUGCCUUUAUCGGCAAUACAAAAAAAAGAAUAAAAAUAACAUUGUAAACACGUUGGUAACAUUAAAUUACAGACAUACAUUUACACACAUAUAAUGAUAAGAAUGAGAAGGAAAAGGCCCAAAAACACACAGUGACGUGUCGUCUGCAUGUUAUUGUGCUGUUGGUGGUUUCAGUCUCUAAUUCACUGCAUGUCUCUGCAGCACUCAGACAAUGUGCCCAUGAUCAGUGUCUUCAUUUAUUAUUUUUAAAAGUCGGAAAUCAUACUAGUUUUUACAAAUAAGUGAACUAUAUGAGUAUGUUUUGUAUAAUUUCACUAAUAGUGUCUGAGGAAAUAUUAUUGCCAUGUCCCCAUUAAAUAUUUCAGAAAUUCUUGUUUGUAAUGUUUUCUUUGGAAUAUUGUUUGAUUACAGAAUCACUUUAUAGUUGUUGUUGUUGUUGUUGUUUUUCUGUCCUCAAUGUCAUUUUCCAUCAUGUUAGUCUUGAAUAAUGUCAGUUUAACUAACAAGAGCCAGUUUCCUCCAUGGGAAUCAUCAGUGGGAAAGCAACAGCAGAAACAUGAGCAGGUAUUAGCAGUGUUUGACGGUUAGUAAAUGAACUCUAAGUCCCACCCCGCUUGUGUCCCUGCAGCAUUAUUUCAGCAGCACUCAUUGUUUUUGUCAUUGUGUAAGUAAUCGUGUGUUAUAAAGUUGAAGCGUGUGUGGUUGAGCUUCAUCAGAGCAGCUUUCUGAGGUCUAGUAGUGGAUAAAGACCCAUGGAACAACAAAGACCACAAACACACAGAUGGAUUUCAAAUGUUGGCAAACAAAACACAGACCCAAUAAAACCCAACGACUGCGCUUGUGGUUUUUGUUGGAGUUUGUGAAUUGGCCCUUAUAGAGAGACACAUCAUUUAUUUAAAGUUAUGGGUCUGUUGCUGUUGUCUUGCGGCCGUUUAACCUUGUGGAUUAUUAGGCCUCUCUGACCCCAAUCUGCCUGUAACUCCUUUCCUCCAAAUUGCAGCACCUCGCUGUAAUCUCUCAUCUGCACUUAAUCUGAGCACAUGGGGGGCAUAUAAGAGAGGCGCUCGCGUCCCGCAGAGCAGAUCCCGCUUUCUACUGAAGAGAAGGUUCACUCUCAUCUAUCGGCUUUCUCCUCUGUGACCCUGGACCAGUGAACCAAACAUGAAUGGAACGGAAGGUCCGAACUUCUACGUGCCCAUGUCCAACAAGACGGGUUUGGUGCGGAGCCCGUUUGAGGAGCCGCAGUACUACCUGGCAGAGCCGUGGAAGUACUCGCUCCUGGCGGCGUACAUGCUCUUCCUCAUCAUCACUUCAUUCCCCGUCAACUCCCUCACGCUCUACGUCACCGUGCAGCACAAGAAGCUGCGCACGCCGCUCAACUACAUCCUGCUCAAUCUGGCCGUGGCCGACCUGUUCAUGGUGGUGGGCGGCUUCACCGUCACCCUCUACACCGCCCUGCACGGCUACUUCGUCCUGGGGGUCAGCGGCUGCAACAUCGAAGGCUUCUUCGCCACGCUGGGAGGUGAGAUCGCACUGUGGUCUCUGGUGGUUUUGGCUGUCGAGCGUUAUAUCGUGGUGUGUAAGCCAAUGACAACGUUUCGUUUCGGAGAGAAGCACGCCAUCGUGGGAGUGGGCUUCACCUGGGUCAUGGCCCUCACCUGCUGCGUGCCGCCCCUGCUGGGCUGGUCCAGGUAUAUUCCAGAGGGAAUGCAGUGCUCCUGUGGAAUAGAUUACUACACUCCCAAACCUGAGAUCAACAACACCUCGUUCGUCAUCUACAUGUUCAUCCUGCACUUCUCCAUCCCUCUGCUCAUCAUCUUCUUCUGCUACAGUCGCCUUCUCUGCACUGUCCGUGCGGCCGCUGCUCAGCAGCAGGAGUCAGAGACGACCCAGAGGGCUGAACGGGAAGUGACACGUAUGGUGGUUGUCAUGGUGAUCUCGUUCUUAGUGUGCUGGGUGCCGUAUGCCAGCGUGGCCUGGUACAUCUUUGGUAAUCAGGGGGCGGAGUUUGGUCCUAUAGUCAUGACGAUACCUGCUUUCUUUGCUAAGAGUGCAGCACUUUACAACCCUGUCAUCUACAUCAUACUCAACAGACAGUUCAGGAACUGCAUGCUCACUACGGUCUGCUGUGGAAAGAACCCGUUUGGUGAGGAGGAGACCAGCAUGAUGGCCUCCAGUAAGACUCAGUCCUCGGUGGUCUCGUCCAGUCAGGUGGCUCCCGCAUGACCAACACAAAAUAUGUCUCCGAAUCAUCCAGUCUGCAGCUACAUCUACUACUUUACUUAUUUCUGCCCUUGAAUCUUACACGUUUUGUAAAAACUGGCCAAUCAGAUCUCUAUAAUACUGCAGCAUGUGAUUGUGUAAAAUACUUGUAAUGUGUUUAGUAACUUGAUCUCAACAGCUGUUCCACUAGUUCUGCCUGAUUAUCCAGCAGUUAGAUGAGUAUUUAGUUAUGAUCAGAUAUGAUUUUUUUAAGUCCUGUUCUGAUUUUGACCUAUAUGACGUUUGUUUAUAAAGUUUGAUGUUGACGAUGUGAGACUGAGUGCUGGAGCCAGAAGAGACCUCAGGAGAUUCACCACACACCCAGCGAAACAGUUCUCUGAAUGUUUAGAUGUAAAUGUCGUCUGUGGAAGAAUUAUGAUUGAAUAUGUUAAUGUGUAAAGACAUGCAUUUGCCUGCAGAUUACAAAAUAUACAGGCAAAGUAGGAAUAAAAG
Molecule: messenger RNA, 3083 nt
Organism: Cyprinus carpio (common carp)
Lineage: Eukaryota; Metazoa; Chordata; Actinopteri; Cypriniformes; Cyprinidae
Product: rhodopsin-like
Biological process (GO): phototransduction; visual perception; G protein-coupled receptor signaling pathway
Cellular component (GO): membrane; photoreceptor outer segment
Molecular function (GO): G protein-coupled receptor activity
Source: RefSeq, a predicted model, not a curated record